AGCCUGGCUCUGAUGCUCACUGCGUCUCCAAACGGGAUUAUCCUCCUGCAAUCAUCCCCAUAGCAACAACUACUGCUAAUUAACUCUCGCUUUUAAGGCUUUCCUCACCCGGACUUUGCACUUUUUAUUUCCGCAGCAUGGAUCACUGCGGGAUAUUUGGAGCGAAACAAUGAAGAUGUUCUUUCACUUGAUGCUGUUACCCAACUUGCCUUUUCACUGAGCAUCUCUGCCGCCAUGAAGCUGGCUGCGCACCAGAUGGCUGGCACGGCUAUGAGCGCGCUCACGACAGGUGUGCAGUACCUGGGCUCCAACGACGCCAGCUACGAUGACCUCUCCGCCGACUCCAGCCAAUCGAAGAACGGCUUCGUCCUUGGAACUAAGGAGGUGAUUUUCACCGCCAUUGCUCCGGUUUUUCCCACCAACAUCUCGGGAUUAGCGCUGGGUAAUGCCACCGCAGUGGAGAGCGUCGAAGCGCCGCAGUGUGCGGAGAACUUAGCGGACAACCUUGAGUGCUUCAUGAUCCUCACCCCUAGUCAGCAGCUUGCUAUCGUCAUCUUGGCGCUCACUUUGGGUACCUUCACCGUGUUGGAGAACUUCAUGGUUCUGUGUGUGAUCCUCCACUCCCAAACGCUUCGAUCUCGGCCUUCUUACCACUUCAUCGGCAGCCUGGCUGUGGCCGAUCUCAUUGGAAGCAUCAUUUUUGUCUACAGCUUCUUGGACUUCCAUGUUCUGCACAGGAAGGACAGCCCUAAUGUUUUCCUCUUUAAGCUGGCCGGAGUCAUCGCCUCCUUCACGGCCUCCGUCGGGAGUCUCUUCCUCACCGCCAUUGACCGCUACAUCUCCAUCCACAGGCCAAUGGCGUACAAGCGUAUCGUCACCAAGACGAAGGCCGUGAUCGCCUUCCUCAUGAUGUGGACCAUCUCCAUCGUCAUCUCGUUGCUGCCGUUGCUCGGCUGGAACUGCAAGCGGCUCGGCUCCGUCUGCUCGGACAUUUUCCCGCUGAUUGACCGGAGGUACCUCAUGUUCUGGAUUGGGAUAACGAGCGUCUUGGUGUUGUUCAUCAUCUAUGCCUACAUGUUCAUCCUCUGGAAGUCGCACCACCACGCCGUCCGCAUGCUCAGCCGGACCUCCCAGAGGAGCGUGAUCAUCUACACCGCAGAAGGCGCCAAAGUGCAAACGGUGAGGCCCGAGCAAGCCCGGAUGGACCUCCGCCUGGCCAAAACGUUGGUCAUGAUCCUGGUGGCCCUCAUCAUCUGCUGGGGCCCGCUACUUGCCAUCAUGGUUUACGACCUCUUCGGGAAGGUGGACGACUUCAUCAAGACCGUGUUCGCCUUCUGCAGCAUGCUGUGUCUGCUCAACUCCACUGUGAACCCCGUGAUCUACGCCAUGAGGAGCAAAGACCUGCGCAGGGCCUUCCGCAACAUCUGCCACAUGUGGCGCGGAGGCUCCCAGACCCUGGACAGCAGCGCCGAGAGCGACUGGACCAGCAGGAGCAUGAGAGCAGCCGCCGCCGCCGCCGCGGCAGCAGCUGGCAGGGCGGAGAAAAAACGCGGCCGUCGUGAGAAAACUGAAGCGAAAGUAUCUCAGGUUAGAGUUUCUGGAGGCACGGAGUCUUCUGCAGCACAGCCCGUCUGAAACCAACGACGCUUCUGCACAACUGUGACACUAAUAGUGUUGUUUAGUCUCUGACCUGUUAGCUUUGUUACUAUAAAAUGUGCCAAAAUGACAAGAAAAAAAGAAAUAGGAUUUUAUGGAUUUAAAAAAAAGAUGAUGGAUACUUUUAGACCUCGGUCAUAUGACUUAUAAAGACCAGAUUUUCAAUUUUAAUCGAUUUUUUUCCUUUCUAAAAGAUGGACGGACUACUAGGGCCAUGCUAAGAAAAAAAAGAAAAUGAAAAAGUUACAAAAACAAAUUCUGAAUAUUUAGAUAAUUAAGCUGAAAUACUAUUAUUUUUCACAUAAUACUAUGACUUUCUUCUCAUUAUUUUGACUAUUCUCGUAAUU
Xiphophorus maculatus (southern platyfish) is the source of this 2003-nucleotide messenger RNA. Its product is annotated as cannabinoid receptor type 1B-like. The transcript is spliced from 2 exons. NCBI's taxonomy places the organism in Eukaryota, Metazoa, Chordata, Actinopteri, Cyprinodontiformes, Poeciliidae. The record is from RefSeq and is a predicted model, not a curated record. Gene Ontology annotation, biological process: G protein-coupled receptor signaling pathway. Gene Ontology annotation, cellular component: membrane. The coding region runs from base 235 to 1635 and encodes 466 amino acids. Gene Ontology annotation, molecular function: cannabinoid receptor activity.